Molecule: messenger RNA, 3169 nt
Organism: Lytechinus pictus (painted urchin)
Lineage: Eukaryota; Metazoa; Echinodermata; Echinoidea; Temnopleuroida; Toxopneustidae
Exons: 6
Coding region: 294-1601 (435 amino acids)
Molecular function (GO): calcium ion binding
Source: RefSeq, a predicted model, not a curated record
AAGCACGAAUAGCACUGCAAUAGUCAGUCUAGAUUGCACUAAACCACGGACUGCUAUGGGGCAAGUAGGAGUAUAAAAGGCACUUCCCCUUGGCCUUUAUUCUUCCAAUCUGUUCGAUGUUAGACUGGUAGGGAGCAGGUUCCAAUAGCGCUAUGAAAGGAGUUACGAAACCCAGAGGUCCUACUUUCCAAUAGACAUGAUAGAAUCAAUUGAGCGUGUGGACAUCUAGACGACUGGGUGCAAGCAGCAGGACUAAGAAAAGACCACCAAGUCCCGCUGAAAUUAGAGAGAAGAUGUUAGAAAAUGAACGUGAAGAGAACAUUUUAGCAGUAACGCGAGGAAACUAUCAGGUUGACUGGAUGGAGGAAUGGCAGAACCAAAUCCAAGAUUACGAUUUUGCUCCUCCCUUUGUCCAACCUGGCGAACUCCUUCCCGGUCUGACUGUCAAGGAUAUCAUCAGCGCCAUAGGAACUAGCUGGCACGCCAAGGACAUCCUAGAAGUCUACGGAAUCCUCUGCCGAGACAUCGCCCCGAGCCUAGUGGUGCCCCUCGGGGGACCAGGUAUCUUUCAGAGGGUAUGCGAUCCUAUCUUUGAUGCCCUGAACACCAACAGUCGGGUCGAUGGCGUCGCAAUCUGCAAUGCGGUGUAUACCCCUCUUGUAGGCCCCUACAGACGUAGACGAAGAAUGGCCCCUGGCAUGUCCCUCAUGGGGUUGGGCAUCGUUAGGGACUUCAAUUUUGAGGCAGUACUGCAUGAGAUCAGCGACCGAGUUUUCGAUCUCCACAGCUACGACCAGGAAUCCGUAUGCAACGCCGUUGACGGAUUCCUCAACUCCGGUUUGACCAUCCAGGCUGUACUCGAAAGCGUUGGCGAGAUCUUCCUGGCCGAAGGCAUCGGCCAGGGAUCACAGAUCUGUCACUUCUGGGACGAGAUUUACGACAAUCUCCGCCAGGCCGACGAGCAAACACCCGAUGAGCCGCCAUUCUUCCAGACCCUCAUGGAGGACGUGUCGCAACUUAUAGCUGAGUUCAGCGGGUUUGAAGAUCGUGAAUCCCUUUGCGAUGCAAUAACAGAAGCAGCAGCAGAUCCUCGAGCUCAGCAGGUUCCUCAGGCACCCUUCAGAAACUCAAGAAUCUCCUCUCUCGCCGACACCAUCUUACAUAAUAUGAUGGAUACGCUCAUCAUUGACGACCAGUGUACCCAGUUCGGCAAUGAUGUCAUCGACCUCAUCGUCAACCUCAGCCCUUACAUCGACCAUCGAAUCAUCCAAAUGGGUAUCCAGAUGAUUUUCGACAUGCAGUCAAUUGAAGAAGCGUGUGCCUUUAUCGAUGACGAGUUGGCAUUCCCAGGGUGUGCUGCCGGCCCAUGUGCUAAUGGUGGAAGAUGCACAGAAUUCCAGGAUGCCUUCAGCGAGUCUUUCCGUUGUGACUGUCUUUCGGGAUACACUGGAACCGACUGCGGAAUAAUGAUCAGUCCAGCUAUUCCAGCGCCGUGCUACAGCAGCCCCUGUCAAAACGGAGGGACCUGUAUGAACCACAGGGACACAUAUUAUUGUACUUGUAUGGUUGGCUAUUACGGCGCCAACUGCGAGUACAAUUAAAUGCCUCAGAGUUCUCCGCAUCCUGUGCAUAAUGACUUUGAUGUCUGACCAACUUGAAUCCAGAAGCAACAAUUAUCUUCAAAUAGUUCAUCAACGUAAAGAUAAAAUCUUCUAUGAGAAAUUAUUAUUGUUAGAAUUAGUCGUAAAAAUUAUUGGUUACAUUUGGGGAACUUUGGAAUCCUGACGAAUAGGCUUAUAUUGUGAAAAACUUGUUUUGUAAUACCAUACCAUAUUGCACGGGCGAAUGAAAAUUGAUCAUUAAAGAUAAUGCUGAUUUGAUUAAAUUGUUUUUCUUUAUGGAUUAAACGAUAGACGUAUUCCACAUGCGUGACAUGUUAGGGCAAAUGACUAUGAAUAUUUCCGGAGUCCCAAUCUGAGCCAUACAAUAUCAUGAAUAUCAUCCUAUAAGGCAGUAAAGAAGUAUACUCAGUUGUAUCAUUAAUGAUGGAUAUAAACAUUAAUCUAUGUAUGAGUCUGGAAAUCAUGUAGGAAAAAAAUUUAAUGUUUUUUUUUUUGUAAUCGAGUAUCAACAUAUAUUUGUUUUUAUUUUGUUAUUCCCUCUUCAACAACUGAACAAGAAUUCCGUUACGAGAUCGCGAAAAUGUUAUACAUAACAAAUGCUAAUUUGAAUAAAAUAACGUAGUAUUAAAAGAAGGCGUCAUGGCAUCUGUUAUGAUAAAUCUGUUUCCGUUAUGGUAACUCCCGUGGGAACUCGAUAUGACAUCAUUCUGCUGGUGUAACCAUGGCAACGCCAAGCUGGUAUAACAAAUUACAUAGGUAACAUUUUACGUCUAUUUUUAUCAGGCAUAGUAGCUGAAUAUUGAAGACGGAAAUUACUCUCGGGUCUAGUAUAUUAAAGUCGAGACAAUAGCAGAGCGGGGGUUCGAACUCACAACCUCACGAUCAUGAGUCCAACGCUCUAACCUCUAGACCACACGACCCGCUAACAUUGAGAGACGACACGCACAUCAUUAUAGUCCUUUUUUUUUGUCAAGAAUGGUGAAUGCGGCAUAUACCAUGUAUACCGUAAAGCAGGGUACUAUAUGUUAUAUAUAUUUUUUUCUAUUUAUUUGUGUUAUUGGGGGAGGGGCGUUUCCUAUACCCUAUUGUACCAGUAUUUAAAGGCCGUUGAUCUGGACGUAUUCCUCACCUACAUACACAUUUUUUCUACAUGAUUUAUCAAGGACUUCAUUCAAAAGAUUUACAUGAACUCAAGAUAGAUACAAAAUUUACAAAUCUCCAUUUUUAAUCAACAAGAAUAUACAAAAUAUUUACCAAAACAACUGAUUUUAGAAGCAAAUAAUGAUCGAAUGAAAUGCCCUAAAAUAUACUUUUUACCUAAAAAAAAUUAACUAAACUAAGCCCCGACCCUCUAUGUAACUUAAUAAUAAUUAAUAUUGAUUGAACACACACACACACCCUUACACACAAACCCCUUCACAAACCCCACCCUAAAGCAAUAUACCUUUUUUCCCAAUAUCAACGUGGGUUUCAUUGUCUGUUGAUUGAAAUAAGAGUUGUAAAUUGAGCGCUUGAUUUGAAUAAAAUAUUUAUAUAAUUGGAAAUUC